This is a messenger RNA of Cornus florida, 750 nucleotides long. RefSeq lists its product as uncharacterized. The coding region runs from base 1 to 750 and encodes 249 amino acids. Gene Ontology annotation, molecular function: catalytic activity. The transcript is spliced from 2 exons. The record is from RefSeq and is a predicted model, not a curated record. Lineage: Eukaryota; Viridiplantae; Streptophyta; Magnoliopsida; Cornales; Cornaceae.
AUGAAGAUACGAAUUAUUACAUGGAACGUCCGUGGAUUAAAUGAUCCGGACAAAAGAAGGGUGGUUAAAGUCACUGUGAGGAAGUGGAAUGCCCAUGUUAUAUGUUUGCAAGAAACCAAGUUGGCUUCUAUUACUGAUGAUGUGGUUAGAAGCCUUUGGGGAAGUAGAUGGAAGAUGAUACUUUCAGUUGGGUCUUUUCUGGAGUUUAUAGACCCGUUAUUGAUUGUGAAAGACCUGUUUUUUGGUAAGAACUCGUUGCCUUGGUGCUUAGGCGGGGACUUCAAUUCUAUUCGAUCUCCAUUUGAGAGAUCCACAGGGGGGAGGUGGUCUCCGGAGAUGACCCAGUUCUCUGACUUUAUUGAUGGUCACCUUCUUAUUGAUUUGCCAUUGGAAGGGGCAACUUUCACUUGGUCAAGCGGCAGAGACCCAGUUACUCUAUCAAGGCUAGAUAGAUUCCUGAAUUUUGGAGAUUGGGAGGAGAAGUUCCCGGAUGUCACUCAGGCAGCUUUGGUUAGAGUCACGUCUGAUCACGAGCCCUUAGUCCUUGAUUGUGGAGGUAUGACAUCUAGACGCACACCAUUUCGCUUCGAAAAUAUGUGGUUGAGAGCUGAGGACUUCCAAGGGAAGGUCCAGUCCUGGUGGGGGGAAGCAACGUUUACAGGCUCUACCAGUUAUGUGCUUGCUAAGAAGUUUCAGAUUCUCAAAUAUGAGCUUAAGAAGUGGAACAAAGAGGUGUUUGGGAAUCUUUAA